UGUAUACACAAAACGACCACGCAGAGUGAUAGCGCGAUCGAUAGAGAUUACACUUUACGACAAUUUCGAUUUGUGACGUCAUGGAUGCUGGGAUGAAUAUUCAAUAUCGAGUCUGCCAUUUUGGAUCCAUAAUAGGAAAAAGCGAUUUGACCAUAUUGUAAAAUUCUUUACCCUUUUUAACGGCCUUUUCGGGUUCUUGGACCGAUCCUAACCAUGAGGGAGUGAUGAGGACCAGACUGUGGGGAAUUUGGGGGAUCGUCUUGGGCUUAAUUUUGCCCGGGAACAGCUUCAGUUACGGCUAUCCCCAAGAUUCAGUGUAUCCGUUAGGAACAGUUGGUUGUCUGUUUACGAACCAAUUAUGUGGGAUAGAAGAGGUCUGCAUAGAUGAUCUUCUAUUUGGUAACUGCCAGCGACUGGACAGGAGCCAGGACUACCAUCAAUAUCGCUUAAAUGAGGAAGCAUUGUCUGCCCUCGAGGAGCACAUCCUUCACCUAAUUACAGCAGGCUACACUUGGAGGGACCCCUAUACUCAAUGUGUCCUCCAGAAUGCCCUACUGGCCAGCAGGAGGCAGGUGCCCUUCAAGCGUUACGUGUGCAAGCUCGCCUCAAAUGAAGACAGGGUAGGUGGUGAGAUGGGAAGGUACCUCGAGCAGAUCUUCCAGGAUUACUACGACUCAUACAAGCCUUCUGCAAUUCCUCCUGAGGUGAAGCGAGAGGAUGACAUCAUUCGUGUCCAUAAAUAUUUCGAGAAGGAGCCAGGAGAGCAGAAAGGGUUUUCUGAUAAAUAUAGUUACGAUGACAAAGUGAACCUCCUUGAGGACUUAAAAUUUCUUGGUGCUGACAACAUAAGCUUAAAAGAUAUCCAGGCAUUGCAGUAUUAUUUAGAAUCCAUUCGAAAUGAUGAAGAUGGAGAGAAGGGAUUAUAUGGGGGUUAUUAUAUACCAGACUCUCAGAGGGAACAGCAAGAAUAUGGUUAUGAUGGAGGAGACUGGGUGGAUAAAAAGCACCUACAGCAAGGGACCUCCUCACAAUGGACCUCAUCAAGUCAAGAUAACCAAGCAGUUUAUCCCUUUGAUGAGGAGUAUCCCUUUAAUGCAGAGAAAGAGGAAAUUCUGAAUAAAUUGAAGUCAGGUGAGAUUUCAACCAGUGCUCUCUCUGAUGAAGAAAUCACGGAUCUGAUAAACUAUAUUAACAGACGGCUACCUCCAGAGAGCAAAAGCAAGGAAGGAACAAUCAAGUCACAUGACCUUCAAUUAAGUAACAGUGGUGAUGAUUGGCCAAACAUCAGACCUAUAGGAGACAGUUUUGUUGGAUCUGAGGAUCAGAUGGGAAAUUGGGCUGAUGGGGGAAAUGGAGGAGAUGACAAUAGUAAGGUGGAUGAAGCCACCAAGGAAGAAAAUGGAGACAAGGAAAUGGAUCAAAUGGAGGAUGCUGACAUUAAAGAAAAGAAGAAUGUGGAGACAAUGAUGGGACUAGUGACCAAAGCGGGGCUGAGUGCCACUGCCUCCACCAUGACCACCACCAUGGGAGCCACACAGAACACCAAAAAACCUAUACAAACAGAUGUCUACUGGAUACAGAUGGGAGGGAAAUUAAAUGGAGAACAAGCUGAGACAAUUUUAAAGUUGAUUAACAAAGCAUUAGAAGAGGAGCAAGCCAACAUCAAAAUCAUACAGGCUGAGAGAGAUGAAGAAAAUGGUCGUCUAACAUUGAGAAUCAACACCACUGAUCCAAAUGUCCCAUUUAAAACCACCAUUGAGAACAUAAAGGAUGAGGUGAAUAAGAAACUAGGACUGGCCAUUGAAGAUGUUGGAAUGGGAAGCCAUGAUAACCCUGUCAGUCUGCGAGUGUCUGAUGACAGAUACAUCGUACUGAGCUUCGUCCUGUGUGGAUGUAUCGCGGGAAUUCUCCUGGCUUCUGUCAUCAUAUUCCUUAUCCGGAGGAACUCCAGAUCCAAAAAGAAGUUGGCACAGCUAUCUGGAUCUACAGGAGAGGGCAAUGAACCAUCCCAGGAUUACCAGGAUCUUUGUCGGCAGAGGAUGCAAGGAAAGUCCUCAGAGAAGCCGGAACCCCUUCAUGCUGCGUCACGAAUCGGAAGUAUGUCCGGGGAGCAGGUCCGCAGUCCCUCCAGCAGGAGCAGCACUUCGUCAUGGAGUGAAGAGCCGGUUACCUCAAAUAUGGACAUCUCGACUGGACAUAUCGUAUUGUCAUACAUGGAGGAUCACCUGAAAAACAAGGACCGACUGGACAGGGAGUGGGAGGGACUCUGUAGCUACGAGGCUGACCCCUCCAGUACAAAUGUGGCCAACGACCCGGCUAACAUCCGCAAGAACCGGUAUAGCGACACUGUGCCCUAUGACCAUUCUCGAGUGGUUCUGUCCACCAGUAGUAAUGCUUCAAGUUCAGACUACAUCAAUGCCAGUACCAUUACGGAUCAUGACCCAAGAAAUCCCGCCUACAUUGCCACCCAGGGACCUCUACCUCACACAGUGGCAGACUUCUGGCAGAUGGUAUGGGAGCAGGGUAGUGUUGUUAUAGUGAUGUUGACUCGAUUGACAGAGAACGGAGAAGCUAUGUGUUACCGUUACUGGCCCGAAGAAGGAAGUGAUUUGUAUCAUAUCUAUGAAGUGCAUCUGGUGUCAGAGCAUAUAUGGUGUGAUGAUUAUUUAGUUAGAAGCUUUUACCUGAAGAACUUGCAAACAAAUGAGACUCGCACCGUCACUCAGUUCCAUUUCCAGACCUGGCCGGAUCUGGGAGUUCCCAAGUCCAUCAAAGCUCUGCUCGAUUUCAGAAGGAAAGUGAAUAAGUCCUACAGAGGGAGAUCCUGUCCCAUUGUUGUUCACUGCAGUGAUGGCUGUGGAAGAACAGGAACAUACACCCUUAUUGACAUGGUUCUGAACCGCAUGGCUAAAGGAGCAAAGGAGAUAGACAUUGCAGCCACGCUAGAACACAUCCGAGACCAGAGAAAAAACAUGGUUAAAACUAAGGAACAGUUCCAGUUUGCCCUAGCAGCAGUUGCCGAGGAAGUUCACGCCAUACUGAAGGCUCUACCACAGUAAUGUCCCCUUAAAUCACCAGAUGGGGCUCUAGUCACUCAGCUCAUCUCCAUGGAAACAGUCAUCUAAGUGUCCCUGUUAAUGUAAACUGUUAUAGUUAGUCUCAUGUUCAUCACCCAGAAAUAUCAAUGAUGUCAAAAGUAAAUAUAUAUAUACAUAAAAAUAUAUCUUUACAUAUAUACAGUACCCCCCUGUGUGAAAUACAUGUCAAUACACAUUAUAUUUUUUUGUUGUGUACUCAACUUGCUGUAAACAAUCACAUUUUGAUGAGAAUUUAUGCAGAUGGAGACAAACCUUAGAUAUACAAGAAGCAUAUUUACCAUAUGGUUUGAGAGAUGUAUUUCUGAAAGAAAAAGGCAUUUUUGUUUUAUUAAAAGUUCUUUUGUUAUUCUGUGAUUAAAUUUGCAGUUUUGAAAUGUCUUAGUAAUAUUGAUUUGCAAAACCAAUUUCAAUACGAUAAUUUUGUUAAGCUUAAAUUGUUGUAAUAUAAUUUUGUAAAGCAUAUUUUCCUAGUGUAGCCCAGUUCAAUUUAUUACCUGUUUCAGGACUUUUACUUAAUUAAAAAAAC
Saccostrea echinata is the source of this 3624-nucleotide messenger RNA. RefSeq names its product receptor-type tyrosine-protein phosphatase N2-like. Gene Ontology annotation, molecular function: protein tyrosine phosphatase activity. NCBI's taxonomy places the organism in Eukaryota, Metazoa, Mollusca, Bivalvia, Ostreida, Ostreidae. Gene Ontology annotation, biological process: protein dephosphorylation. Gene Ontology annotation, cellular component: secretory granule. Bases 225 to 3059 code for a protein of 944 amino acids. The transcript has 22 exons. The record is from RefSeq and is a predicted model, not a curated record.